This is a messenger RNA of Limanda limanda (common dab), 869 nucleotides long. Its product is annotated as gamma-glutamylaminecyclotransferase B-like. The transcript is spliced from 3 exons. The record is from RefSeq and is a predicted model, not a curated record. Gene Ontology annotation, molecular function: gamma-glutamylaminecyclotransferase activity. Bases 154 to 627 code for a protein of 157 amino acids. Lineage: Eukaryota; Metazoa; Chordata; Actinopteri; Pleuronectiformes; Pleuronectidae.
UGUCAUUCCUGUAGUGUGUGCAGUGUGUGGUGUGUGUGCGUGUUCGUGGCAGGUGACUGGUUCCCAGUGCUGACAGCUGCUUUAUUUCCGGUGAGGACUGUGUUCCCUGGGGACACUUCAAGUAUAACGGUGGGUCUCUUCUCCCGCGCCCUCAUGACUCGCGUCUUCGUCUACGGCACCCUGAAGAAAGGGCAGCCCAACUACCACCGCAUGUUCGACGCUGCCAACGGGAAAACCGAGUUCCUGGCCUCGGCCCUCACCGCCGAGAGGUACCCGCUGGUCAUCGCCGGCGGAAGCAACAUCCCUUUCCUCCUCAACCUGCCCGGCCGGGGUCACCGAGUCCACGGGGAGAUCUACGAGGUGGACGACAAGAUGCUGCGGUUCCUGGACGACUUUGAGUCCGUCCCCACCAUGUACCAGCGGACUCUGGUCCAGGUGGAGGUGAAGGCGUGGGCGAGGCGGGCAGAGGGCGAGGAGGAGGAGGUGGCGCCGGGCAGCAUGACCGAGGUGGGUAUGUACAGCACGACUUCCUAUAAACCGGACUGGCUCUCGCUGCCUAACUACGAGAGCUACGACGCGUUUGGAGAUCACGGGCUGGAGUACGUGCACCGAGAAGAUCGAGACUGAAGGAGAAGAGCAUCAGCUAAACACAGAUGUCUCUAUUUACACUAUCAAACUAGAAACUUUAACUCCUACAAAAUGUUCUAUCUUGAAAACACCCUCGAUCUAGAUUUAUCCUAUCAUACACUGCAGCUUUCUACUUGAAUCUUCUCAUAUCAAAUGCUUAAAAGUUUAAAUUCCUUGUAUUUCUGUAUGUUUUGCGGUUCAGUUUCUCCUGUUCUACUUAUUAAAUCAACAUUACACUCCAA